AUGAGGGAAAAUUCGAAUCGAGAGCAACAGCCACCGCCACCCGCUAUGCCGACGCGAAAUCCAUCCGCACCGUCGACACGCGCAUCGGAGGCGGGUGAGCGGGCACCGCUGUUAGGGGGCCACGAGGCUGGGCAUGGCGAGCAUUCCAAAAUUACGUCCUUUCCUCGUCGUCAUCUCUUGCUCCUUGUAUGUCUUUCUGUUGUAGCCGCUGAUUUCGGCAAUUACCUUGGCUAUGCCCCUCAUAUCGAAAUUCUUGAGUCGAUUAUCUGCCGCCGGGCUAGAGGCAGCAACUCCUUUGUGGGAAAUGACAACUGCAAGUCACCUGACGUGCAAGGAGAAUUGGCUCUUAUCAAUGGAUGGAAAGACACAUUUGACCAAGUCCCAGGAAUCCUCCUUGCCCUUCCGUAUGGGUUUGCUGCCGACAGAGUAGGUCAAGAAAUUUCCAUACGAUUAAUCUUUUUCUUUAAUUCCGCCCUGCCGCUGCGGAUGGUUUGGGCGACUCCUGUUUUUCAAAUCAUCGGCGGCGGACCCCAAAUAGCGACCGCUAUGGCCUACGCUAUGGUUACCGAUAUGGUGCCAGGUAGUCAAAGGGCAUCUGUUUUCUUCAUCCUGUCUGCUGCGACUCUACUCGGCGAAAUUAUUGCUACUCCGGUUGCAGCAUUCCUAAUGUCGUGGACCCCAUGGAUUCCUUCACUGUUGGGUCUAUUCUUUGAGUGUUUAGGACUGCUCGGAGCCACUUUUAUCUCUGAUAUACCUUUCGAUUCAGCGCCAUCCAACGACCAACAGGAUCUUGAAGAGGAGGAAGAAGGCCAGGAACAAGGACAUGAUUUGAGCUUGACGGAUGAUCCACCAUAUCUACAUUGGAAAAAUGCCAUACGACGGCAGUGGAACCACAUUCAAAACGACUAUUCGACAUCCUGGAGCGCAAACCUUUUCUACACUGUCGGGGCAUUUUUACUUGCAAGUAUCGGUCGGCAAGCGCUACAACUCAUUGUUCAAUAUGCUUCAAAUCGCUUUUCUUGGAGCAUUGCGCGUGCCAGUUCACUCAUCACUCUGAAGGGCAUCAUAAAUCUCGUCACUCUAUUGUUCAUUCUACCUUGGCUUUCCAACUGGCUGAAUAAAAAUUUGCUUCUGUCCCCCGCUGCCAAGGAUCUCCGUAUUGUUCAAGGCAGUGUGUGGCUUCUAACCCUGGGGUCCGCCAUCAUGGCCGUUUCCACUUAUCCGGUCACAUUCAUAGUGGGAGUUAGCUUGCUCGCAUUUGGAUGGGGCUUCUACUCGGCCCUGCGAAGUCUAGCGAUGGAACUAGUAUCACCAUCGCAGGUAGGUAUUGUGAACACGGCGAUUGGGUUCGCCCAAAGUAUUGGUUCUCUGCUGUCAGGGCCCAUUCUGGCUGCCGCAUUCCGCCGGGGGUUACAGGAAGAUGGGCUUUUGGUGGGCUUGCCCUAUAUGGUUGCUGCUGGUCUAUUCUUUCUAUCCGGUUGCUUGACAGGUUGUAUCCGGAUUCCACGGGGAAUAACUGGCGCCUGA
Messenger RNA from Penicillium griseofulvum, 1527 nucleotides. RefSeq names its product putative MFS transporter. Bases 1 to 1527 code for a protein of 508 amino acids. Gene Ontology annotation, molecular function: transmembrane transporter activity. Gene Ontology annotation, biological process: transmembrane transport. The transcript has 3 exons. The record is from RefSeq and is a predicted model, not a curated record. Lineage: Eukaryota; Fungi; Ascomycota; Eurotiomycetes; Eurotiales; Aspergillaceae. Gene Ontology annotation, cellular component: membrane.